AACUUAGGCUGUUACACAAUUGCUGGGGUCUGCUCUCGCUGCCAGCCCAGCAGUCUGAGCAUCGCCACCGCAGCAGCCUCAGCGUUCCUGGAGGCUCAGACCCUCCGCCCCCGCCCCCGCUUACCCGUGCCUCCAGGAGCCUCUGAGAGCCCCCCUUCUGCCCGCACAGGCCGGUCCUGACUGCCUGCGUCUCCUCGGCGCCCUUUGCUGCCCGCAGCGCUCGCCGAUCCGGCUGAAAUGAGUGGGGACCAUUUGCACAAUGAUUCCCAGAUCGAAGCGGAUUUCCGAUUGAAUGAUUCUCAUAAACACAAAGAUCAGGAACACCGGCACAAAGAGCACAAGAAGGACAAGGAGAAGGACCGAGAAAAGUCCAUGCAUAGCAACAGUGAACAUAAAGAUUCUGAAAAGAAACACAAAGAGAAGGAAAAAACCAAGCACAAAGAUGGAAGUUCAGAAAAACAUAAAGACAAACAUAAAGACAGAGACAAGGAAAAACUAAAGGAGGAAAAGGUUAGAGCUUCUGGGGAUGCAAAAGUAAAGAAGGAGAAGGAAAAUGGCUUCUCGAGUCCACCAUGAAUUAAAGAUGAACCUGAAGAUGAUGGCUAUUUUGCUCCUAAAGAAGAUAUUAAGCCGUUGAAGAGACCUUGAGAUGAGGAUGAUGCUGAUUUUAAACCUAAGAAAAUUAAAAGAGAAGAUAUCAAGAAAGAGAAGAAAUGAAAACUAGAGGAAGAAGAGGACAGUAAAUUGAAAAAGCCCAAGAAUAAAGAUAAAGAUAAAAAAGUUCCUGAGCCAGAUAGCAAGAAAAAGAAGGCAAAGAAAGAAGAGGAGCAGAAGUGGAAAUGGUGGGAAGAAGAGCGUUAUCCUGAGGGCAUCAAGUGGAAAUUCCUAGAACAUAAAGGUCCUGUAUUUGCUCCACCAUAUGAGCCUCUUCCAGAGAGUGUCAGGUUUUACUAUGAUGGUAAAGUCAUGAAGCUGAGCCCCAAAGUAGAAGAAGUAGCUAUGUUCUUUGCAAAAAUGCUCGACCAUGAAUAUACUACUAAGGAAAUAUUUAGGAAAAAUUUCUUUAAAGACUGGAGAAAGGAAAUGACUAAUGAAGAGAAUAUUAUCACCAACCUAAGCAAAUGUGAUUUUACGCAGAUGAGCCAGUAUUUCAAAGCCCAGUCAGAAGCUCAGAAACAGAUGAGCAAGGAAGAGAAACUGAAAAUCAAAGAGGAGAAUGAAAAAAUACUGAAAGAAUAUGGUUUCUGUAUUAUGGAUAACCACAGAGAGAGAAUUGCCAACUUCAAGAUAGAACCACCUGGACUUUUCUGUGGCCGUGGCAACCACCCCAAGAUGGGCAUGCUGAAGAGACGGACCAUGCCUGAGGACAUAAUCAUCAACUGUAGCAAAGAUGCCAAGGUUCCUUCUCCUCCUCCAGGUCAUAAAUGGAAAGAAGUCCGACAUGAUAAUAAGGUUACUUGGCUGGUCUCCUGGACAGAGAACAUCCAGGGUUCCAUUAAAUACAUCAUGUUGAACCCCAGUUCAAGAAUUAAGGGUGAGAAAGACUGGCAGAAAUACAAGACCGCUCAGAGGCUGAAGAAGUGUGUGGACAAGAUCCGGAACCAGCAUCGAGAAGACUUGAAGUCCAAAGAGAUGAAAGUCAGGCAGAGAGCUGUUGCCCUGUACUUCAUCGACAAGCUUGCUCUGAGAGCAGGCAAUGAGAAAGAGGAAGGAGAAACAGCGGACACUGUGGGUUGCUGCUCGCUGCGCGUGGAGCAUAUCAAUCUGCACCCGGAGUUGGAUGGUCAGGAAUAUGUGGUCGAGUUUGACUUCCUUGGGAAGGAUUCAAUCAGAUACUAUAACAAAGUCCCUGUUGAGAAACGAGUUUUUAAGAACUUACAACUAUUUAUGGAGAACAAACAGCCUGAGGAUGAUCUUUUUGAUAGACUCAAUACUGCUAUUUUAAAUAAGCAUCUUCAGGAUCUCAUGGAGGGCUUGACUGCUAAGGUGUUCCGUACCUACAAUGCCUCCAUGACGCUACAGCAGGAGCUAAAAGAACUCACAGCCCCGGAUGAGAACAUCCCAGCAAAGAUCCUAUCUUAUAACCGUGCCAACCGAGCUGUUGCAAUUCUUUGUAACCAUCAGAGGGCACCACCAAAAACUUUUGAGAAGUCCAUGAUGAACUUGCAAUCUAAGGUAUUUUGAAUCUGGAUGGUGGAG
Messenger RNA from Myotis brandtii (Brandt's bat), 2199 nucleotides. Its product is annotated as DNA topoisomerase 1-like. The transcript has a single exon. Gene Ontology annotation, biological process: DNA topological change; DNA replication; chromosome segregation. NCBI's taxonomy places the organism in Eukaryota, Metazoa, Chordata, Mammalia, Chiroptera, Vespertilionidae. Gene Ontology annotation, cellular component: chromosome; nucleolus. Gene Ontology annotation, molecular function: DNA topoisomerase type I (single strand cut, ATP-independent) activity; DNA binding. The record is from RefSeq and is a predicted model, not a curated record.